AUGUCUGAUUAUGGCAGGUUGGGCUUCCAUCGCUCACCUCCAGCCGACACCAGCGACGAUUCGGCAAGCGACUCCGACAAUGAUGGUCUGAUGCGCCGAGCACGAACCUCGACCGACAUCAGACAGCUGGACAGGCAGAUAUUAGAAAGAGAGGAAGAAGCAGAAGAAUUGUUGACUGGCAAAGAGAAAGACCGAAGACUCCAAGGACUCUUUGCACGUAAAGAUGGUCCAUCGAGCAGUGUGAAGCUCAGCAAGAGGGAGCGCAGGAGAUACCAGCGUGAGGCCCAGCGCACGGGAAACCAACAGCAUCAAGAGGGGGAAGAGAGUGAACUGAUGUACGACAUGGAAGAAGGCCACAAGGACAGCUCCGACUCGGCCAACUCAUCAGACGUGGACAGGCUAAGAUUCAAAGAACUGCCACAACCCGUCGAACGUCGCAGCUCGCGACUCUGGAAACUCACAGCCAUCCACAUCGUUAUCAUUAUCGCCUUGUUUGGCCUUCUACUUGGUGCUUAUAUGGCAUCUCGCAACCACAAAUCUCUAGCCCAUCCUCAACCGAACACUCUUACGAACGGCAGUUCUAUCUUUACUCCAACAACCAUCCUCAUCUCACUUGAUGGGUUCCGCGCUGAUUUCCUCCACCGUAACAUCACACCAUCAUUAAAUGCAUUUGUUCGAGCGGGCGUUUCACCAGAGUACAUGUCGCCAAGUUUUCCUUCUGUCACCUUCCCUAACCAUUUCACCCUUGUCACCGGCCUAUAUCCUGAAGCCCACGGAGUCGUCGGAAACAGCUUCUGGGACCCUGAGUUGAAAGAGGAUUUCUUCUACACUGAUCCUUCUAGGAGCAUGCAGCCCAAGUGGUGGAACGGAGAGCCUAUUUGGGUCACCGCCGAGGAGCAAGACGUUCGCUCUGCAAUUCACAUGUGGCCUGGAUCCGAAGCUCACAUUGGUAUCGAGCCUACUUUUGUCGACAAAUACCAAGGUCACGAAUUACUUACAAACAAGGUCGAUCGCAUACUUAGUCUGCUUGACCUUCCCGGGCCAUUCGACAAAGGUGCAAGCUCAGAUACCCCAAGACCCCAACUAAUCGCCGCCUAUGUGCCGGAUGUUGAUCGUGAUGGUCAUUUGUACGGUCCGAACAGUACCGAAAUCAGGUCCACCAUCUCUAGAGUUGAUACUAUGUUGGGUCAGCUGUUCUCUGGAUUAGAGCAGCGGAACUUGACAGACAUUGUGAACAUUGUCAUAGUCUCUGAUCACGGUAUGGCUACAACAUCCACUUCUCGCUUGGUUCAGCUCGACGACAUUAUCGAUAUGUCCGUCAUCGAACGCACAGACGGCUGGCCUCUCUACGGACUUCGCCCGAAGAAUGAAUCAGAUAUUGAGCCCUUAUACAACCAAUUGAAGCAAGAAGCGGCAAACAUGAAAGGUUUCGAUGUCUAUCUGAAGAAUCGCGACAUGCCUGAACGUUACCACUUCUCGCAGAAUGACCGCAUCGCACCUCUUUGGGUGAUACCCUGGACUGGGUGGGCCAUCGUGGUCAAAGAAGAAUUUGACGUCGAGGGGGCUAAGAAGACUGGCCAAGUGUAUCAUCCUCGAGGUGUGCAUGGAUAUGAUCAUGAACAUCCAUUGAUGCGUGCAAUCUUUGUGGCUAGAGGUCCUGCUUUCCCUCACACACCGGGCAGCAAGGUGGACGUCUUCCAAAAUAUUGAGGUCUACAACCUUGUGUGUGACUCUGUCGGAAUUUUGCCCAAGGAAAACAACGGCACCCUUCGUCUACCGCUCAAACCUAUCGGGCUGCAUGAAUCUAUGCCACCUGCAGACAUCCCAGAAGAUAUGCCAGAAGACUCUGUUUCUAGUGGAGGUAGCGACGAACUGAGUGCAACAGCCACAGCGUCGACUGAAGCGUCAUCCAAAGUCGCGGAAACAAUCUCGUCCCUGACGCAAGCCUCACGACCAACAAUCGUCACCACAGACGCGGCUGCUCCAUCACGACCAGUCAUACAUGAUGAUGUAAGCCAGGAAGAUGAAGACAAGAAUGGCAAAGACACGAACUUAUGGUGGGACUGGGUCAAAGGAAAACUUGACGGCGCCAAAGAUUGGGCGACGGGAGUGUACGACACAGUAUCCGACAAGAUCUCGGGUGCUGCACCAGAUUCAACUAAUUGA
This is a messenger RNA of Aureobasidium vineae, 2166 nucleotides long. NCBI's taxonomy places the organism in Eukaryota, Fungi, Ascomycota, Dothideomycetes, Dothideales, Saccotheciaceae. The record is from the annotation of a GenBank genome assembly.